Messenger RNA from Lepisosteus oculatus (spotted gar), 2503 nucleotides. RefSeq names its product solute carrier family 46 member 2. The record is from RefSeq and is a predicted model, not a curated record. Gene Ontology annotation, biological process: transmembrane transport. Gene Ontology annotation, cellular component: membrane. Gene Ontology annotation, molecular function: transmembrane transporter activity. Lineage: Eukaryota; Metazoa; Chordata; Actinopteri; Semionotiformes; Lepisosteidae.
UGCUGAGUUUUAAAGUUGUAUUCAUGUUUCCUGGAUUCUGAACUGUUAAACUUUGGAAUUUGUGAUUCUCUACUCUGAAGACAAAGGAGCACCGAAUAACAACGGAGAACGUACAGUAAUAGUUUAAAAAACGACCUCCUGAUCAUUCUUGAUUACUAGUCCUUAGGGGAAAAAGUUCCUUUCUUAAAGCGGCAAACGUUGUUUUUGUGAAGUAUACUUUUAUAUCGGCACAGAGAAAUAAUGUGGUUACAGUACAUUUUUUGCAUGCUGCAGCCUGUGGCAUUUUUUGUGUAACGUUUUCUGUGAAAGCAUGCUUGCAUUCUUCAAAAUAGUCUGCGUUUGUGGUAUUGAAUUUUAAAACCCCUUUCACAGUUCGUAAAUUAAAGUAAAAAAAAAAUGCAGUGGUCCAUUAUCCGUGAAUUCCUUGAGCCCGUUAUUAUCGCUGCUCAGGUUGCCAGUUCGUUCUUCGACACCGGUUUACUGAUGGUAGUGAAAGAACAUUACAACGUGUCGAACAGCAGUACCUCUCUGUUUGCCGCACAUUAUAAAAACCCCGAUGACGAUCAGCAAAGGGCAGUAACCAAUUUCUACAUGAUCUACAACAUUAUAACGGGAUUUACACCUUUUCUCCCAGCUCUUUUUCUGUCUGGGCUUGGUGAUAAAUGGAGCCAAAAGAUUCCCAUCUGCGUGUCUUUGCUGGGAUAUGUGAUCUCCAGAGCUCUCUCUCUCCUCAUUGUCCUGCUUGAGCUGCCCAUCGAAGUGAUGUUUGGGGCAGCUGUUGUUUAUAACUUGUGUGGAGGCUUUUCUGCAUACUGGGGUGGACUCAUGGCUCUUGCAGCAGCACAGUCCACUGAAGCAAAAAGGUCUGUCUACUUUGGAAGAAUUGAAAUGGCUUAUGGAAUUUCUGGGCUUUUUGGCAGCAUGGCCUCUGGCCACCUCUUCCAAAAUUUGGCUUUUGCACAAAAGAAGGGGGCUUUGUUGUUUGAGCUGAGUGUUUCCCUUUACUUAUUUAGCUUCAUCUACAGUUUUUUUGUUUUAAAAGUCCCAUCUGUUGAGAGGAGACAGUCACCUUUGACUGCUGAGCAAACUUCCAUCAAUCACAGCCUUCCUAGCAGACAUGGUGAAGAAAGCAGUUGUGAGACAGAAGUCACUGAAGUGGUGAACCAAAACUCUUUUGAUAAGAUUAACAUUGGACUUCUGUUUACUGCCGGAAUAUUGUACGAUAUGUGCUCCUGGGGCAUCACAGAUAUUUUGAACUCCUUUGUCCUCAAGGAGCCCUUAAACUGGGAUGCCACACAGGUUGGUUAUGGGAAUGCUGCCUACUCUGCUGUUUUCAUCACCAGUUUUCUGGGAGUCCUGCUUUUCUCGAGGUGCUUAAGCGAUACCACGAUUAUAAUCAUAGGGAUGGUGUCUUUUGCCGCUGGUAUACUGGUCAUGGCAUUUGUGACAAAAACAUUCCUGUUCUAUGUAGCUCGUGCUUUGAAUCUGUUUGCUUUGAUUCCAAUGCCCACCAUCCGCUCAUUGCUGUCAAAGCAAGUCCCAGGAUCCUCAUAUGGCAAAAUUAUGAUCGUGCUGCAGCUGUCAUUCACCCUUGCUGGUGUGGCCUACUCACCUAUUUUUACGAAGAUUUACCAAGCUACCCUGGACUGGUUUGCUGGAUUUGUCUUCACUUUGUCCAGUAUUCUCACCUGCCUGGCCAUUAUCCCCAUAUGCAUCGUAGGAUGGAGAACCACCAGGCAGGAAGGAUAUGAAAGGAUACCAAGUUAACGAAGGAAUGAAACCUCACCCUUCAUUAGAUUGAGUUACUUCUUCUAGGCCUUUUUAUAUUACUGUCUUCAGUGGUUGCGUGCUGGAAUGUUCACUAUUUACAUUUUUACCUCACUGAGCUUAUUCUUAUAACCUGUCUCAGUGUAUCUCUCCAUAGUAACAGCCUAAAUUCUCUUCAGGCUUUAUUAAUGAAACACUAGUUUUAAGGAAAGUUCUCAGUAUAAUUGUAGAAUUGUAGAAAAAAAAAACAAUACGUAACAGAUCUCAGACGCUUCUGAUUUCUCUCUGCCAUUUUACUGAUGUCUUAAAUAAGUUGUAUUAAACUUUUAAAUUAGUAGUGUCUUCACAAGAAGGUCUUCUUAGUAAAAGGAAGCAAAAGAAAAUAUACCAUUAUUUUGACUUUUCAAACUUGAAACUUGCUCGACCUUGGCAGGGUUAAAAAUACAAUAGUUUUAUUGUUAAUACAUCUAUUUUCUUCUUAUUUAUUGAAUUAGUUACAUUAUGGGCUGUUCUAUUUUUAUUAAAUACUGUAAUUAAUUCAGAUAUAUUCAAAGAGGAUCAACCUCAUUGCAGGGUCUAAAUGACAUACAGUUUGGUUAGUUGGGUAAUGUAAAUGUUUGUGUAGAUAAAACUGUUUUUUUUACUUUAGAAAAAGAAGUGCAUAGGCCUCAUAUGUCUCUGUUUUUAUUUGUCUAUAUUAGCUAAUUAAAAGUGGAGGGAUUCCGGGAUUUGUACA